Molecule: messenger RNA, 1050 nt
Organism: Clupea harengus (Atlantic herring)
Lineage: Eukaryota; Metazoa; Chordata; Actinopteri; Clupeiformes; Clupeidae
Gene: helt
Product: helt bHLH transcription factor
Biological process (GO): regulation of DNA-templated transcription
Molecular function (GO): DNA binding; protein dimerization activity
Source: RefSeq, a predicted model, not a curated record
UCUUUUGAACAGCCACGUGGAUUAACAAAGCAGGUCUGCCCCCCUGCUACCCCACUGCUUCAGAUUUUUACUGUUUAUUUAACUGAUCCUAAAUACACACUUUUACCCAACGCCUUGCUUUUAAUCCUAUGGAAUAAUUUAUGGCAAUGAAUGGCUGAGCCCCCUCGCAUGAUCGCUUUAUAAGGGACAGGGUGGGUUAGACACCUCAGUCCAGCCAGUUAACAACUAGCAGCACACUAUCCUGGCAAGACUAUCCUGGACAAAUAUAUUUUAAUAUUUUCCUUUUUUAGCAAAUGAUGGUGUCCAAGAUGAAGGAUCGCAAAAGAACUCCAGUUUCGCAUAAGGUGAUUGAGAAACGAAGACGGGACCGUAUAAACCGCUGUCUAAAUGAACUCGGGAAAACUGUGCCAAUGGCGCUCGCCAAACAGAACUCUGGGAAGCUGGAAAAAGCAGAGAUUUUGGAGAUGACGGUUCAGUACCUGAGAGCUCUGCAUUCUGCUGACUUUCCCCGGGGCAGAGAGAAAGGGGAGCUACUGGCGGAGUUUGCGAACUAUUUCCACUACGGAUACCACGAGUGCAUGAAGAACCUGGUCCACUACCUUACCACGGUGGAGCGAAUGGAGACCAAAGACAACAAGUACGCGAGGAUUUUGGCGUUCCUGCAAUCCAAGUCCCGCGUCGUUACCGACCCUAUGUUCAGCUCUCUGGGCGCACUGCCAGACACCGCAGACUAUUUGUGCCAGUUGCACUCUUCCCCUGAGUACCAGAGUCCCAGUCCCACUGAGUCCAUGUUCCAGCAGAGCCCCCCCGGACACUUCUCUUGGCACAGUUCGGCGCGGAGUCCGACCAUCGGUUAUUCGCCGGUGUCUUUAUCCACCCCGACACAGCAGCACGGCGGGUACUUGUCGCCAGUGCAGGGACUUGAUCAUCAUUAUAUCAACUUCAUCGGUCACUCUCACCCCAACGCAUUCAGUUUGCAUACCGCGCAACACGCUGCUUUGUAAAUGCUUUUGUAUAUAUUGUCUCUAUUUAUGUAUGUGUAAAUGUAAU